This is a messenger RNA of Didymodactylos carnosus, 1032 nucleotides long. Lineage: Eukaryota; Metazoa; Rotifera; Eurotatoria; Philodinida; Philodinidae. The record is from the annotation of a GenBank genome assembly.
AUGGGUGGAACAGUGCCUCGACGCCAGUUAGGAAAAAAUGGCCCCAAAGUGUCAGAAAUUGGAUACGGAGCAAUGGGUUUGUCAGUCUUUUAUGGCACACCUGCCCCUGACGAAGAACGUUUUAAAGUUCUGGAUCGUGUUAUUCAACUGGGAAGUACUUAUAUUGAUAGUGCUGAUUUGUACGGUGAUAGCGAAGAAUUACUGGGGAAAUAUUUCAAAAAAUAUCCUCAACAACGUCACAAGGUAUUUCUUGCAACAAAAUUCGCCAAUGUCUUCAGUCCCGAUGGAAAACUAUCUGUGCGAGGUGAUGCUGCCUAUGUUCGUGAAGCAAUUGAAAAAAGUCUUAGUCGUCUUCAACUUCCAUAUGUUGAUCUUUAUUAUGUUCAUCGAAUUGACAAAACCGUUCCAAUUGAAGAAACAAUGGGCGUAUUAAAAGAACUUGUCCAACAAGGUAAAAUCAGAUAUAUUGGUUUAUCUGAAUGCUCCAGUGACACCAUUCGACGUGCCUAUGCCAUUCAUCCAAUAGCAGCUGUACAAGUGGAAUAUUCUCCAUUUAGUUUAGAUAUCGAAAAAGACGAAAUUGGAGUGCUGAAAACGUGUCAAGAACUUGGAAUUGCCAUUGUUUGUUAUUCUCCGUUAGGUCGUGGAAUGCUGACAGGACAACUAAAAAGUCCAGAUGAUUUUGAAGAAAAUGAUGUGCGUAGACAUUUUCCACGAUUUUCCAAAGAAAACUUUCCGAAAAAUAUUCAAUUAGUGGAAACAUUAAAACAAUUUGCAGAAAAAAAAGGUUGUACCACCGGACAAUUAACGUUAGCUUGGAUACUUGCUCAAGGUGAACAAUUUAUCGUUAUCCCAGGUACAUCGAAAAUAAAAAAUUUAGAAGAAAAUGUUGCGGCAGCGAAAGUUAAAUUAACAAAAGCUGAAAUUGAACAAAUUCGACAAGCUUGUCAAAAUGCUGAUACAGCUGGAGAUCGAUAUAUGGCCGCACAUAGUGGCCAUUUAUAUGGAGAUUCAGCGCCUCUUACAAAAUAA